This is a messenger RNA of Anopheles coluzzii, 1834 nucleotides long. RefSeq names its product golgin subfamily A member 7. Bases 296 to 730 code for a protein of 144 amino acids. The transcript has 3 exons. The record is from RefSeq and is a predicted model, not a curated record. Gene Ontology annotation, biological process: peptidyl-L-cysteine S-palmitoylation; protein targeting to membrane. Gene Ontology annotation, cellular component: palmitoyltransferase complex. NCBI's taxonomy places the organism in Eukaryota, Metazoa, Arthropoda, Insecta, Diptera, Culicidae.
AACACGAAGACGAGAAAAAAUAAAGAACGAAAAAAAUCGAAAACAUUAUCAUUUCGGUGGCAGAAAUUUGAUACUUUUUGCAAUUUUUCCUCGACCUACGGCUCAGCGCUGUUUUAUAUUGCCACUGCUAAAUGUGUUAGCUAAUUCGCUACACGGAAAUCUACGUCGAGUGGUGACUGUGCAAGAUUGUGUGCUGCAUUUUGCGUACGUUCAUGUGAACGACACAAAGGGAGAGCGUUCAGCAAAAACAACACAACGGGGGCACUAGCAACUAACCCGCGAGCUAGCAUCCGCUAUGGCCAAUGUACGAAUGUCCCAGCCGGGCACACCGGCCACCACCCAGCCAAACUACAUGAAAGUAUUCAUCCAGCGGGAUUACAGCGAAGGCACGUCGGUAAAGUUCCAGAACCGUUUCCCCCCGGAGUUGGAGAGUAGGAUCGAUAGACACACUUUCGAGAGCACCAUGAACAAACUGAACGAAUAUUUCGCGGAGGCAGAGAAAGGCUCCUGCAGCACGUACUGCGAGGGCUGUCUGGCCUGUAUCACGGCGUACUUGAUCUACAUUUGCACGGAAACGCACUACGAAAAGUGUCUCCGGAAAGUGUCGAAAUAUAUUGCGAUGCAGAACGAGCGGGUAUACAAUCCAAAGGGACUACAGAUCACGGACCCAGUGUAUCGCGGGCUGCGCGUAAUAGAAAUUUCCAUACUGGACCGACCGGGGCGUACGUGACUGCCGCUGUCCCAUUCAACGGAGGAGUUUUUCAUGUAGGAAGGUGUCGCCCAUGCGUAGCCCAACGUGUCCUCCGGCGAAUAAGCAGGAAACGCAGCAUUAGCGUGCAGCAAUCGUAUGGAAACUUAAAGAUAAAACAAAACUUCCAAUCGACGAUACAGUGCGGGGCGGGACAGCGUACCCUUGCGGUAUGCAAUCCAGGACUUCCCCUCAUCGGUAGGACCGCGACAGGACAGACACGCCAGACACAAGGACACGUAUACGCAAAACGAACACAUAUUUCAGGUACGACUUCUUCGACUGCCCCAUAGAGACACAUUAUUCCUGUAGAGAACGUCUACGAACUAGACAACGAUACGCUCGAGAAGAUUUCUGUGCUCAGCGUCAGCGGGACGAACAUGAACAUGUUGAAUAUAUUUAAAAGUAGUGAACCUUUUUAUCGUAUCCAAAAUAUCGCCAACGCGGUCAGCGCUAUUCCCCCUUUGCACGAUGAUCCGCACUGAUCGGCGCUGAUGUGUACUGAUCGGGAGCCGUCGGUUGUUUGAAGGGCAUUAGAUGUGCAAUCGACGUCGAAAGACGAUUUGCUCCAACGAUUAGCGAUAUCAUCACAAGCAUUCCUAUUCCAACACAGGCCCCUCUCACCUUUCUAAUGUAUAGUAAGCCAGAACAAUGGAGAGUGAACUGCGGGAUGGGAUGUGCAUAACGACAAAAGUGCUCUCUCUUUCUGUAUCUAUCUAUCUACCAAUUUUACUACAUCAAUUUUUCGCCACACCUUGGAAACACACGAGGGCCAACGCAUGAACGACCGACAACGUUGGGCGAAGGCAAUCGUCCGGGCACUAAAACAUAACGAAUGGCUGCAGCUGUACCCGUUAGUGUAUUGACAAGCGAUUAUUUUUAAUAUGUUAGUUCGUUCCGUUUAGGGUGAUCCCGUUUCUUGAACUGUUUUGCAUCACCGACAUCUCAUGCACUGGUGUCGAUGAUGGUGGGAUAGAUCGGUGAGUGAAAGAACGAGUGCAACGUUAAAUAGUGGGAUGCAUUUGUGCGGGAGCUAAUAAUAAAUGAGACGAAAGAGAUGGUUCUAUAUUUAUCUGUAAAUAACAA